Molecule: messenger RNA, 2599 nt
Organism: Zonotrichia leucophrys gambelii
Lineage: Eukaryota; Metazoa; Chordata; Aves; Passeriformes; Passerellidae
Gene: PRR15
Product: proline rich 15
Exons: 2
Coding region: 145-507 (120 amino acids)
Source: RefSeq, a predicted model, not a curated record
CAGCCGGCCCGCACCGCCGCCCUCCCCGCCGGCCGUGCCUUCCCUCCCUCCGGCCGCGCCGGGGACCGCAGGGCGAGCGGCGGCCGCGAUCGCCGCGGGGCAGGAGCGCGCUCCGCAGCGCCGGGCGGGCCCCAGGAGCCCGAGAUGGCGGACAGCGCCGCGGCCACCGCCGCUCCCCGGGCCGGCGUCAAGGGCUCGGCCGGGCCCUGGUGGAAAUCGCUGACCAGCAAGAAGAAGCACAAGGAAGCGGCGGUAGCCCCGCCGCACCCCGUCGCCAGCGAGACCCCCGCCGACACCCCCAGCCCCGACUGCCGGGAGGAACAGUCCGGUCCCUUCGGCAGCGGCGACGCCGCGGGAACCGCAGUCGGCAACCGGCGGAGUCUCCGGGUGUCCCAUUCGGGCCGCUUCAAGGAGCGGCGGAAGGUGCGCACCUCGCUGCUGGCCGACAGCCCCGAGGUCUUCGACGGCGGCGGCGCCCCAGGCCACGCCGCCCAAGGGCCCGAGUAGGCCGGGAGGAGCUUGCCGAGGAGCCGCCGCUGGAUGGGUGGCCGGAGAACUGGCGGGACAGGCGGCCGGAGCCGGUGACUGCCCCGCAGCCAUGGGUGCCGUGUAGGCAGCGGCCUCCCACACCUGAGCGGACACUGCGGGGAGCCCGGCAGCGCUGCCAGGCGAGGGAAUCGCGGGCGCUGUGUUACACCAACACCGCCAAUAGCAAACCCUUGGAUGACGGGACAAUGUGAUUGUCUUUUAAAAAACCACAAAUAAACAUCCCUCUCCCUGUACUGUGGUGAGCGGACUCAAAGGUGCUAUCCCAAGGCCGACGGAGGGGUCUCUGAACCUUCCCGCAGCCCUCGACAGGAGCCAACGUGCUGACUCUGAGGCCUGUGCCCCAGCUCCUUCUGGCUCUCAAGCCCAGGAGGCGCUUUGCUGCUUUCAUCUCACAAGCUGUCUUAUCGAAGGAAGGGGGGUGCAAAGUGCUCUUAUCUAAUUUCAGGGCCGAGGACCUCCGGUGGUGCCGAAAGUCCUGCCGUUAGCCACAAACACAUCUUCCAUCCCCCACGGGGGUCCAGAGAGAGGCAUUGUGAGGGGCAGGCUCUUGCCUUCGCCCAUGUCCCACAUUGCAUUUGCAUAUGGAAAAGGCAGGACCAUGCUGGUAUUCUCCCUCUUCUUACUGUGUAAUACUAAGAUGAUGUUUCAGAGACUGGUCCCUCGUAGUUCUGUUACAGAGGGAGGCCCAUGUUGUCUAGCAAUUCACACUCUUUACCCAGGGGAUACGUGAUUUUUGCAUAAUUGGUUAUAACUGGGAUAAUGAAGCUCCAAUGAAGAAAUUGUGUGUGAUAAGAUGUAAACAUUCUUUUGGGACAUGAGACCAGACCUGGAGAGCACAAACAGGGUUGUAGUCCUAAUGUGGGAAUAGGCUUGGGCACCCCUGGAAGUGUUUACAGUACACUUUGUCUGAGGCUUUUGAAGCAAGGUAAAGUGUCCCAGGAUUUCUUGUGAUGGUGAGAUAAUGUGCUUUCACUCCCUCUAAGAGCUCUUGGAUUUUUUUUUUUGGACAAAUAAAUAUAAGCCAGAUUUGUACUGGUGUUGUGCCUUACAGAGCAAAAUCAGCUAAAAAUACUUGGCAAUUACACAUUUCUUGAUAGUAGGUGAUGUAGCAACAACUGACUUAUUUAUUUUCAAUGCAUUUGCAAUAUGCUUUAUAUUGUUAAAAUAGCUUUAGACUUUUUCUGAGGACAAGAUACUACACAGUGGCAGGCACUGAAAAUUAUUUCCUAACAGUCAAGUAUUAUGCAGUUAUGAUUCUGUUUGGUUAUAACUAAUCACUUGAGUCAAUUAAAAAUAAAAAGACUGGAAAGGAAAUGAGAAGUGAGUUCCAGUUGAAAAUACAUAUUAAACCAGCCACUGACAAUCACUGAAAUGUUGCACUAGAUGCUGGGCAAGUGCCCCGUGGUUCAAUGUGCACAAUAAUAUGUAAUGAACCUUGAAAGCUCCUGUGCAAUAAACUCAGACAACGUAGCUGCUGAGGUGCUCCCUGGUCAUUCACUCCUUCAGACCCUGGAACCCAAGGACAGAGGGACUGUAGUAUCAAAUACAUUUCCAUGGAAGUUUUUCUUUUUUUUUUUUUUUUCCUCCACCCAGUGUGUAGAUAGAUGCUUUUAAAAUUUCCUUUAGUAAAACUACAAGGUACUGGAUUUGGACUGCCUUUUUAUAUUGCUGACUCCAUGCUGACCAAGAACAGAUCUGGGGGAGGUGAGGGGAGGUCUUUAAACAUUCUCCUCAGAGUUGCUUUUCUUAUGGGAGGCCUCUUCAGUCAAGGGACAACUGAAAUGCUCUUCUUGAGAAGAAGCAAUAAGAGCAAACCUAGUCUUGGGAAAAGGGGGGUAAGAAAGAAGGGGAAAGUUUAAAAGCUGGAAACAGAGGUGGAUGAUGAAGAACCAUAUUCCAGCUACAGGAUGAGACAGGGGAGGAAGGAGGCACAAAGUGGUGCAUUUGCUGCCAGGGUUGUCAUACUACCUUUGGAGGCCAAACUGUUCAUGUUUAUUAUAGGCAGAAGUAGUCUGCGUGUUUUCGUAUGUGUGUGUGCCCAAAAUGGAAG